Electrophorus electricus (electric eel) is the source of this 2170-nucleotide messenger RNA. NCBI's taxonomy places the organism in Eukaryota, Metazoa, Chordata, Actinopteri, Gymnotiformes, Gymnotidae. The record is from RefSeq and is a predicted model, not a curated record.
CCCGCGCGCACGCGGAACAGGCGCGCGCGUCUUAACAGCAGUGUCCUCUGAUCGCGCUGUUACUCGGUGCUCCGCCAUGGCGUUGACUUCAUCUGCAGCCAGACCGUAUCAUAUAAUUAUCUUUGGGGCGUCUGGUUUUACUGGACAGUUUGUGGUCGAGGAGGUAGCCCGCACCUCUGCCGAGGGUCCGAGAGGAGCUGUGAGAUGGGCCUUGGCUGGGAGGAGCAGAGCCAAGCUGGACAAAGUUCUGGAGCAGGCGUCUGAAGCUUUAGGUAAGCCAGAGUUGAAGUCAGAGGUGGAUAUCAUCGUGGCUGAUGUAGGAGAACCAGACUCUUUAGCGGCCAUGUGUAAACAGGGUGUAAUUGUUCUCAACUGUGUGGGACCAUACAGAUUCUAUGGAGAGGCAGUGGUGAAGGCGUGUGUGGAGAAUGGUGCCCACUGUAUAGACAUUUGUGGAGAACCGCAGUUUCUGGAGGGCAUGCAGCUAAACUACCACAGCCAGGCAGCAGACAAAGGGGUAUACAUUGUAGGAAGCUGUGGUUUUGACUCCAUACCUGCUGACCUGGGUGUUCUCUACACCAGGGACCAGUUUAAAGGCACUCUUACGGCUGUGGAGAGCUUUCUGACAGCGAGUACAGGGCCUGAGGGCGGCUGUAUCCACGAUGGCACCUGGCAGUCGGCCAUCUAUGGCUUUGCAGACAGUGGAAAACUGAGGAGCCUGAGGAAGAAGUUUGAUCACAAGCCUCUACCUGUGGUUGGAGCCAAAAUUAAAAGAAGGAGCGCCCUGUUCUUUAGUGAUGAGAUCCAGCAAUACUCUGUUCCCUUCAUGGGUGCAGAUCCCUCUGUGGUUAAGAGGACCCAGCGUUUCCUUGCUGAAGAGCACAACAAGACUCCAGUGCAGUAUGGUGCUUACGCUGGGAUAGGAGGAAUCACCUCGGUCAUUAAACUCCUCUUUGCUGGAAUGAUGUUCUGGUUCCUUGUGAAGUUCAGCUUUGGCAGAAACCUUCUAAUUAAGUUUCCAGAGUUCUUCUCUUUCGGCUUCUUCUCCAAGGAGGGUCCAACUAGAAAGCAGCUGGAGGGCUCGUCUUUCAGGUUUGCCUUCUUUGGAGAGGGCUACACUGAGGGCCAGGACCCAUCGCAGGGCAAGCCAAAUGCCAAGAUCCGCACUCUCGUCCAGGGCCCAGAGCCUGGUUACGUUGCCACUCCGAUAGCCAUGGUGCAGGCAGCCAUUACCAUGCUGAAUGAGCCCAAUUCCCUGCCUAAAAAGGGCGGAGUCUACACUCCUGGAGCUGCUUUCGCCAACACCACCAUCAUCGACCGCCUCAACAAUCAUGGCAUCCAGUUCUCUGUGCUCGAAGUCAGUUAGAAGCAGAACUUGGUCUGGCCUGGUCCCAGCACAUCUCCAUUUACUCUGAUGUAGGGAGAAAAAUAAUUAGUUAAAGCUCACUAAAGACCUGGAUACCCUAAAGAAAUGCGGAAAAAAAACAGCAACAUGCUUCAUUCCUUUCUAAAUACUUCUUUCUGGUUGUCCUGAUAAUAGGAAACAUGAAGAAAGUUUGUCUCGGAAUGUCCUUCCAGAUUUGAGACAUUCUUGUCAAAGCCAAAUUCACAUGAGUAGAGGUUGCUCUUCAGUGUAUCCAGAUCUUUAAUCCACGGUUUCUGUUUUGCAGUUUAGUGUUGAUGCUUGUCUAACCUGUAGAAUGGCAUUUGCAAGCUGUUUAUCUCCUGUACUCUACAUCAUUUGACUUCUGCAGCUUUUUAGGUUUUUUUUGCAGGGGGGGGUUUGAGAUGAUAGUGCAAAAGUAACACACUUGGGCUAACAGCCACAGAAUAGAGUGAUUGAUUAAACGUGAAUAAAACACACUUUCUAGAACAAGGUUCCAAGUCUUAUAAAGACUUUUUUUGAUAAGCAUUUAUUAGGUAGGAUGUGACCAAAAAACAGGAAGAGAUCUAGGUUUCAGAAUCACUGUUAUAGAUGUAAUAACUAACUUGUACAGUCAUGAAGGUAGAGGAAUUCCAAGGAUCAGCUCAGUGCAUGCUAUGGUGAUGACCUCUGCCCUCGAAGGACAAGGAUCCACAAGGCUGUGUGUACUGUGCCUAUAAGCUUUCCUGCUCCAUCUGCCUGCUGCUGCUGUUUGUUUCAGAUCUGAAUAAAACAUAGCCACAUCUA